Messenger RNA from Sorghum bicolor (sorghum), 1302 nucleotides. Its product is annotated as ervatamin-B. The coding region runs from base 39 to 1130 and encodes 363 amino acids. The record is from RefSeq and is a predicted model, not a curated record. Gene Ontology annotation, cellular component: lysosome. Lineage: Eukaryota; Viridiplantae; Streptophyta; Magnoliopsida; Poales; Poaceae. The transcript has 3 exons. Gene Ontology annotation, molecular function: cysteine-type endopeptidase activity.
UAUACAAAACUGAUCUAUCGGGAGAGUGUAGGGUGACCAUGGUGAAGGUGCAGAGGAUGGGAGGGGUUGUGUUGGCAGCAGCAGUGCUGCUGGUAGCAAUGGUGGCCAUGGUGGCGGCAGAACUCGUGCCGGUGAUGGACAAGGACCUGGAGUCGGAGGCCAGCAUGAUGAACCUAUACCAGAGGUGGCGCAGCGUGUACAACGGGUCGUUGGACCACGUUGAGAAGCCAAGCAGGUUCGACACGUUCAAGGAGAACGCUAGGCACAUCAACGAGUUCAACAAGAGGGAGGACGAGCCGUACAAGCUCGGCCUCAACCAGUUCUCCGACUUGACCGACGAGGAGUUCGAUAGCGGCAUGUACACCGGAGCCUUGCUCGAAGACACCGGCAAUGUUAGCCUCAGCAGUGGCAUGAUCGACGACGACGACGACGAUGAGCUGCUGGCCUCCGCCGCCAACAAGAAGGUGCCGUGCAAGUGGGACUGGAGACGCCACGGAGCUGUCACUCCAGUGAAGAACCAAAAAAAAUGCGGGAGCUGUUGGGCUUUCGGAAUGGUGGGUGCUGUGGAGGGCAUCAACGCAAUCAAGACAGGGAAACUAAAGUCACUGUCGGAGCAAGAGGUGCUCGACUGCUCCGGCGCCGGGACCUGUAAAGGUGGGGACCCGUACAAGGCAUUCGAUCAUGCCAAGAGGCCUGGGUUGGCCCUAGACCACCAGGGACAUCCUCCAUACUAUCCCGCAUACGUUGCCGAGAAGAAGAAGUGCAGAUUCAAUCCGAGAAAACAUGUGGUGAAGAUUGACGGCAAGAGAAUGAUGAGAGACACCACCGAGGCGAAGCUGAAGUGCCGCGUGUACAAGCAGCCGGUGGCCAUCCUCAUUGAAGCCAACCACGCCUUCAGCCGGUACAGUAAGGGUGUCUUCACGGGCCCUUGUGGGACGCGUCUAAACCACGUGGUCGUGGUCGUGGGCUAUGGAACUACAACAAACGGUAUCGACUACUGGAUCGUUAAGAACUCGUGGGGCAAGGGUUGGGGCGAAAAUGGCUACAUCCGGAUGAAGCGUAAUGUGCGUAGCAAAGCGGGUCUUUGCGGCAUGUACAUGAGGCCCAUGUACCCCAUCAAGAAUAAGUAAUUGACCGGCCUUGCCUGAUGCCCGUCACCGCCUCAUGUGGCUGCUAGCUCCUGGGACCUACCUACUACCCAAAUGUUUAACUACAUGCAUGAUGAUGUGUAGAUGUACACGCAACCUCAUCUACGCAUAUAUAUAAUAAAAUAAAAAUCUACUUUCUCUUUUUUAUCUUUAU